Rhineura floridana is the source of this 2997-nucleotide messenger RNA. Its product is annotated as nuclear factor interleukin-3-regulated protein-like. Gene Ontology annotation, molecular function: DNA-binding transcription factor activity; DNA binding. Gene Ontology annotation, biological process: regulation of DNA-templated transcription; circadian rhythm. The record is from RefSeq and is a predicted model, not a curated record. Bases 1062 to 2414 code for a protein of 450 amino acids. The transcript has 3 exons. Gene Ontology annotation, cellular component: nucleus. Lineage: Eukaryota; Metazoa; Chordata; Lepidosauria; Squamata; Rhineuridae.
GAAGGCAUUGAAGUUGCAGUAGAUAGAUUAACUGUCAAGUCUUUAAAUUGUAAAGAAGGAGGGGUUGUAGGCCCGAUGAGUUGCUCAGCACAUUUUAGCUCUUCAGCUAAACUAGGGCAGGAUAAAUCUUCUUGUCUCCCGAUCAAUAACUUUGUGCUACAGAGAGACACAUCAAGGUCAUCUUCAUCGACCCCUAAAUUGAGGUCAGGUGCUGUUGGUGUUACUUUCCUGCCUCCACUUUUAAAUUCAUUGCUCUCCCUUUUAUAGAACUGCGUAAUUUCAGUUUGUUUGUAGCUAGAGAGAGUCCCACACCCAGCAGAAAAAGCCGGCAGCUCAGACAUGAGGGAAGCACCCUGGGCUCUACAUGCACUUCUGGAGCGUGACGGAGGAGGCGCUCAGAGCAGCGCUUAUGCAACCGGCUGACCUACUAACACACAUUCGCCGGGCGAAGGAAGUAGGGCGGCGGCGGCAGGAGCGGCGGCGCUUGGAGAAGACGCGCGGCAGGGCGAAAGCAACUCGGGGGCUCCCUGGACGGCCACUUUCCCCCAAAGGCGUUUCUGUUGCCUUCUGGGCCUGACACAGCGGCUGCCACUGGCUCCCUUCAUUUCCCACUGUGCCUGCCACCCGGUAACAUCUCUGCUCUUGUUGUCAACCAGAGUCCAGAUGCAAAGACCCCCGGGGUUCCAGUGAACUGAAGGUCAUCCUCCACACAGCGAACAGGACCGCUAAAACUUUGAAUUGCCUGGUCCUCCAGCUGAAGGAAAUUCAGCUCCCGUGAGCGUCCCAGAAGAUGGUCUCCUUGGGUUGGACAGUUCCUUUUGCACUGGUAGGAACUCAGAGCCCAUUUGACUGUUGCAACUGGAGGACAGCUCAAGACUGUAUUGGAAGUAGUUGGAAGUAGCUCCCCUGGCACUACAGCUUGAAACCAGCUUUAGGUGCAGGGCUGGAAAGAAGCAUCCGUUCCAGCAACAACUGGAAGUUAAGCAUUCCGGCGGCAAGCAGGCAGAGCACAUCUGAACAUUGGUGCACAGGGGACGUCAUAACUGCCUCCCCCCGACACGAUGGAGAGUCUCAGCUCGCCUACGUUGUGUGUGGCGGGAAGUUUCCCUGCAUUCCAUCAAGAUGGCAUGAUUCAGCGAGCCCGGACACUGAAGAGCAAGCCCAGUGCCAACUGCAGACGAAAGCGAGAAUUUAUCUCUGAUGAGAAGAAGGAUGCCAGCUACUGGGAGAAGCGUCGGAAGAACAAUGAGGCUGCUAAGCGCUCUCGGGAGAAGCGGCGUUUUAACGACCUGGUCCUGGAGAACAGGGUGUUGGCGCUCAAUGAGGAGAAUGUCAGGCUGAAGACGGAGCUGCUGCAGCUCAAGCUGCGCUUUGGCCUCAUCAGCACCGCGGCCUUCAUGGAGAAGAGCCAGCAGCUGAGUGCAGCCAGUGCCAACGCCAUUGCCCACUUCUAUGAGAGCAGCAACAGCAGCAUGUAUUCCGGCUCUUUGUCCCGGACCCACCACUCGGAGGACUCCUCUGAAACGGAGCAGUCAAGCCGGGACAGCGGCAGUGUGUCAGUAGCCAAGUAUUCGCCCCGGGGCUCCCUCUCCGACAUGUCGGAUGGCUCCUCUCGGGAUAGCCCGGUGCCCCAGACACUUGGUGAGGCCCAGGCAGUCAGCCGAGCCUAUGGGGAUGCUCCCCUGCAGCACCACCCAGAGCCCAAGGCCCCAGUUCCUCGGGGCGUCAUCCUCUUCAGUGCCAAUGGCUUUACUGCCGUGGCGGCUCCCCAGCCGUUGUUUGUUGAACAGGAAGAGCAGACAGGAAGCAGGAUGGCCGAGAUACCCCAAAGCUCCUGCAUGGAGCACAAAGCCCAUGGCCAGCAGGAGGAGCAACAAGCUCAUGCGGGGUACUGCCCCGAGCCUCAGAGCUAUAGCACACCCACCAGUUAUUUGGAUGGGGAGCUGCCCCAGACGGAGCACAUGAGGAAAGCCCAGGAGCCCAGGUCCCCCUUUGAGGGCUACUCCAGUGAGGAGAGCGGUGAGGAACCCAGUUGGGGUUCCUCGCCUGCUCCUUAUCCGGGGCCUCUGGAUGCCCAUCCCGAUGUCAAGACAGCAGCCCUUCCUCAUAAGCUUCGCCUCAAGUGCCGGGCACACAGUAGUGGGGUUCAAGAGCCAUUCCCUGGUCCUAGCGUCACCUCAGUGGGCUGCUGUCAGGAAGCUCCAGUGGCACCAGACUGGGACAGUGACCAUCACGAGGAGAUGUCAGCCUUGGUGCGGCAAGCCUUGCUUCUGAAUGAGCAGCCCGUCUCUGGAGGUGCCUUGGAGAGACGUUUGUGUCGUGGCUCUGGGCUCCGCUCAGACAACUCAGUACCCAAGGACCAUAUCAGCAGGCGGGAGGAUGGUUGUCAUGAUGAUGGCCCUAGGCCCACUUGAAGGAGACUCAGGGGUGGGUAAAAACUUGUGGUUUUUUUUGUUUUUUAAACUGUUCUGGGGUUUUGUACAAGAAAGAAAUUCUACAUGACAAGAUGAACCUCAUGACAGGAUGAGCCUUGGAUUUGGGGAGAAGAAGAGGGCUUUGAUCUAGUUAGACCUCAGGCUUCAGAAUCUAGGGGAGUAGCAGUCAUGAAACGAAGGGAUCAUGAUUGGGUUGGACUUGAAGGAGGUCUUGGGAAAAGACAGACUGGAGCCGAGAUCUAGAAAGUGGUUGGGUCCCUGCUUGGUUAGGCCUGGAAUUCAGUUUGUAGAUGGAAUUGGCCUCUCUGAGCUCAGCUGGCUAUUCAGUCAGUCACUGCAAGAAUAUUGUUACUUGAGCUGGGAAUGACGAUCAACAGAGAACACUGAGAAGUUGGCAUCUAAAUCCACCCCAAGCUGGUGCUUUGGCUCCUGGGUAACCAUAACUGAUGCAACUUGUGGAUUGCCAGCAACUACAUCGUUUUCUGGGUCAGGAACUGCUUGGUUGAACAGAAAUAUUUGUGAUUUUAAAUACUACAAUAAAUGUACAGAAAAUCUUAAGAAA